CUGUCAAAAUCAUCUGAUAUUGACCGCUGAUAAAACAAAAUAGUCCGUGUAAUCGAAAGCCUGGAUAUUUAUUAUAGCAUUUUAUAAGUUUAAUAUUGAUAUUAUAAACAUCUCGAUAUGUCUGGUUUACUUAAAAAGGUGCCGUUUCAUCGUGUUAGUUGUAAUGUGUUGCGAACAUUUGUGUCAUCUCACGUACGAACGAGCGAUGCUAAAAUCCCAAAAAACGUGAUAGCCGAUCUUUCUACGUCCCAGUACCAACAAGCGAACGGUGUGGUUUAUGACAAGAAACCUUUCAAAAUCGAACUUGUUGAAGGCAAACGCUAUUCUUGGUGUUUGUGUGGUAGAUCAAAGUCACAGCCUCUCUGUGAUGGCACCCACAAGCUGGAGCAGUAUAAAAUCACGCAAAGACCUGUGCGGUUCCAAGUGGAAAAGAGUGGCACCUACUGGUUAUGCAACUGCAAGCACACAAAAAAUCGUCCUUUCUGUGAUGGGACGCAUAAAAAUCAGGACAUUCAGAAAACAGCAGGAAAGUGAAUUACAAUUCGAUUUGCAUUUUGUUAGUAGUACAGAUUAAUUACACUAUUCGGAAUAAUUAGGCGCUUUGUUAAUAAAAUUCUGAAAGGAUUGGUAUCUAGUUUUUCUACGGAUUUAUAU
Molecule: messenger RNA, 654 nt
Organism: Topomyia yanbarensis
Lineage: Eukaryota; Metazoa; Arthropoda; Insecta; Diptera; Culicidae
Product: CDGSH iron-sulfur domain-containing protein 3, mitochondrial
Exons: 4
Coding region: 118-534 (138 amino acids)
Cellular component (GO): intracellular membrane-bounded organelle
Molecular function (GO): 2 iron, 2 sulfur cluster binding
Source: RefSeq, a predicted model, not a curated record